UUUGGAAGUCAGAAAAUAGGUCAUUUGAGAACAACAAAAAAACGCGUGGAUAUAUCUGAAAAUGCCAUAGAAAAAUAUACAAAUAUGGAAGAGGGAGAAAUAAUUUGUGAGGUGGUAGAGGAGGAGAUCAUUUCAAUCGAGGGUCCCCAGACUGUGAUUGCUGAGGAAGUAAUUAUAUCCAUGACAACAGAUGAUUCACCAUAUCAAAGUAUCCAAAUAGAAAGUAAACCUACGGAAGAAGUUAUUCUUGUACCUCCAAAGUCUAAACGACAACCUGGAUACACAUUUACACCAUUAGAGUUACCUCCCUGUAAAGUGUGCAAUGGCAAAGCAUCAGGCAUCCAUUAUGGUGUAAACAGUUGUGAAGCUUGUAAGGGCUUUUUUAGAAGAUACUUACAAAGGAAGGAGCCAUAUAAAUGUAUGAAGGAAGGCCAAUGUGAAAUUACAGAUAGAAGAAGAGGAAAUUGUUCUGCUUGUAGAAUGCAGAAAUGUGUAAUGGUUGGAAUGUCAAGAGAUGCUGUUCGUCAGGGAAGAUAUACAUUGACAGAGAGGACAAAGACUAUUAUGGAAGUUAGAGAAAUUCAUGAACGAAACAUGUUAUCUGCUGGUUUGGACAUUCUAGCAGAAGCUGCUAGUCAGAAUAGAGCAGCUCUUAUUAGUGAAUCUCCAGGGUCUUGUAAUACUGAAAAAAAUAAUAACAAUCAAGGCACUGAUGAGACAAGUACUGCUGUAUCUAACAUUGACACAUCUAGUACUGGUCCAGUCACUGGCGAUACCGAUCACUCAUAUAUAAAUAGCAGUGGUCAGUGUGACUCAUUUGAAAAUAUAGUGACUAGUGGAGGUAGCAAUCCUCAGAAAGAUAUACUUACUCCGACCGAUGGAAAACCUUUCAUUGGAAUAGAUUUCUUUGGAUGUGGACAGCGUCAGAAAUCGUUAUUUGAUGCAAAGAUUGAUCUUCCACGACAGUGCUGGCCUCAGGUUUUAAGUAACUUAGUUUCCGCUAUGACUAACUUGACUCCUUUGCAGGCUAAAAGUAAAGAAGAAAUACAGGCAAUAUUAGAGGAAGGCCAGCACAAGUAUGAGUUACAGAAGCAGCUAUUUGGAACCUUACAAUGCCUAUCUAAUGAGGAACAUCAAGCUAUUUUUGAAGCCACUGGAAUUGACAUUGACAACAGGAAUAAGUUUUUUGAAGAUCAUAAUAAGACUAUGACAACUUUGAUUUUAGGCUUUAUAGACUUUGCUAAAGUUAUCCCAGGAUUUAUGGAUCUCCCUGUUUCCGACCAAGCUUCUCUCCUUAAAGAAUCUCGUUUUGAAUUUUUCAUGAUCAGUAGUCAUGAAGCCUUUGACCCAAAUACUGAAAUAAUGAUGACAUACAAAGGUGAAACUUAUCACAUGACCCAGUUUUGUGGAUUUCUCAACAACGCUAAUUUCAGAAAUUGGCUCCAAUUUACUCGGAAAAUAAAACAUUUUGAUUUUACUCAGAUGGAAAAAGCAUUAGUCCUUGGAAUAACUCUCACAUUUAGAGAUCGAGCUCACUUGGAAAAUCCUGAUAAAGUGGAGGAGAUCCAACUGUGGCUCAUUGAACAGUUAAUGAUCUGUUUUAAACUGCAUCAUGGGAAACGCUGUCAAGAAUACUUCAGAAAAUUAAUUGACAUGUUCAUAGAGUUUAGAAACAUCACAGAAGAAUUUUUACAGACUCAUAAGAAAUGGAAAAAUGAUCCGGUCAUGAGGACAAGAAUUCCAGCUUUAGGUUUCUUUCUGUUUGAAGAUGACUGAUGAUAUUAUUGUUUAUAAUUAUUGCCUUUUCCACUUUUGUUAUUGAAAUUUUCUUCUCCCACUGUUACCUGAAGGAGGUAGACCUAGGUUAAGGGAAACAACUCUUAAAAUCAUUAGUACGUUUGUUUCAACCAAUUUCAAAAAUAUAUUCUAAGCUUCUAGGUUACACUAGAUUAUUUUCAAUCUGUUUCAGAUAAAUGCUUAAUAUACAUUGAUGAAGUUACAAACUCAUAACUGAUUUAAAGAGUUAUCUCCCUGAUCCAAGGUCUACCCCAUGAAGAGGACCAUUUUUUGUCCGUCCAUUUUAAAUAUGUCAGACAUAAUGUAUGAGCAGCUUUUCAUGACCCUUGCCGGUUUGCUUCGACUUUUGUUAAAUGAUAUUGUUAGAGAAUGUAUACUUUGUAGUAAUAUGAGUUAUUGCUCUUUGCUUGAUUAAGGUUUUAUCAUAACUAAUUGUAUUGUUGUUUGUUAUCAUGCUAUUUUGAAUGUCCAAAUGUACAAUACAAAUAAUAUUUUGAGGCAACAAGUCAUGUUUUAACAUUGGCAAAGCCAUGUCAAAGUUUUUAUGAGUAAUAUUUCAUGGACGAUUUUCAGCAUUACACAUUCUUUGGGAGUUUGCCCUUUGUUUAUAUUUC
Molecule: messenger RNA, 2411 nt
Organism: Mytilus trossulus (common blue mussel)
Lineage: Eukaryota; Metazoa; Mollusca; Bivalvia; Mytilida; Mytilidae
Product: nuclear receptor ROR-beta-like
Exons: 7
Coding region: 85-1776 (563 amino acids)
Biological process (GO): regulation of transcription by RNA polymerase II
Cellular component (GO): nucleus
Molecular function (GO): zinc ion binding; RNA polymerase II cis-regulatory region sequence-specific DNA binding; nuclear receptor activity
Source: RefSeq, a predicted model, not a curated record